AUGGAAACGGGCAAGGUCCCUUCCAUGCUAACCUUGGUUUGCUUGCUUCUUUGCAUGAAUAUCAUCAACCAAUCAUCCUUUGCUCGAACCCUUGGCAAUUCAAGUCCUAGCCAACAGCACCACAAACAUCACAAGAAAAUUACUUUCCAAAUGCAAAAUGUAUUGAAUUUGACACACCCCUUACCAAAGCCUGCAACAACUAAAGUUACAAGCCAGAUACCAUUUCCUAAGCCUCUAGGCUAUUUUCCUCCUAGUGGAGGCAUCCCUAUUCAACAAUCCAACCCAACAGUUUCCGGUACUGGAUUGUCAACACAAACACUUGAUGUUUCCAACAUUGGCCUAUCAUUUCCGGCUAGAGCUACCUUGCAAGAGUUGGAAUUCGGAAGUGUAACAGAAAUCGAUGAGGACUUAUUUGUUUAUGGUUCAUUAGUAGUUGGAAAAGCACAAGGGGUAUAUGUCGCUAGCUCAGAAGACGGAACUAGCCACAUGAUGGCAAUAACAACAAAAUUUGUGAAGAAUAAGUUUAAGGAUGGGCUGAGAUUUUUUGGCGUGCACAAGACAGAUGUGCCUGAGUCUCAUAUAGCGGUCAUUGGUGGCACUGGUAAAUAUCAUGGUGCUAAUGGCUAUGCAGUGAUCAGAGCGGUUGGUACUGUUGGUUCUAAGACUGCAGCAGAAGAAAACAGAACAGAAGGAAAUCUUUUAUUCAAUGAUCUUUUGCUUCCAGACAAAUGGAAAGAUGGAAAUUGCAUUGGUAAUGAUCAAGUUUUAAACUUUCGUAGUGAUUCAUCGGCAACAGUGAAAUUGUUCAUAAAAUGGGCUGUGGAGUGUGGACCUCGACACCGGUUUGGCAAUGUUUAUCACCUUCUUACAACUGAGUUGCAGUGUGACAAGACAAAACUCUAA
Molecule: messenger RNA, 903 nt
Organism: Dovyalis caffra
Lineage: Eukaryota; Viridiplantae; Streptophyta; Magnoliopsida; Malpighiales; Salicaceae
Source: the annotation of a GenBank genome assembly